CAGGGGCCCCUAUUUCGACCCCAUUGGCGCCCCACUGGUUGGAGCAUACCACCGAGGCGCGCCGCCAGUGGACUGCCACGUUUUCGUUGACGACGAUGACGGCGACUACGGCAGCGGCCCGCAGGCUUACCUCUACUACGGCUGGCACGGCCACCUCAACGUCGCGAAGCUGAAUGCCGACAUGAUCAGCAUUGGCCUCUUAGACGAUGGGUCGCAGUUCCAGGAGAUCACGCCAGCGGCGGCCAAGGGCUGCGCGGUGCAGGGCAAGUCACACGUUUUCAAGCGGGCGGGGCUCUACUACCUGAUGUGGUCCAGCGGGAGGCAGGGCGACAACGACAACGACGGUCAUGGCAACUGCGCGCCAGCCAUCAGCUACGCCACGUCGUCCAGCCCACUGGGGCCGUUCUUGCCCGUGGCCGGAAACAGCACGGUCUUGCAGCUUGACCCAGCCGUGGCCGCCGUGACUAGCACCGCUGCCAUCGGCAGCAGCACCAUCAACGUGCCCGGCACCGACAUCUGGUACCUCGUGUACAACCGCCAGCCGCUCAGCGAACAGGGGGCUGCGCCCGGGACGCACACCGUUUUAGCGUACGACCGGCUGUAUUUCAGCACCCGGGCCAAAGGCAGCACGAUCGAGCCCGUGCAGAUGCUCGUCCAGGACAACUUUGCGGACGGCGACAUGGUGGGGUGGACGGCGUACGACGACGACAACGGCUCGUCGUUCAUGCCCUCUAGCGGCCAGCUCGCCGCGGGCUGGUCAUGGGGCGGCAAGGCACUGCUCGACGUCAACUUCACAGACUUGGCCCUAACCGCCGACGUCUCGGCCCCCUUCCUCGCCGCGGUCCCCAGCACGGAGAAUAACGCCAUGGCCAGCAACCGACAACACCUCGUCCUCGGGGACGCGGGUCUCGUGUUCCGCGUCGCGCCGCCCAUCACCUCCGACGUAGACAGUUACCGCGGCUACUACGCCGGCAUCCGCACCACUAGAAACGGUGCCGAGGUAGUUCUCGGCCGGGCGGACGGAGGGCGCUGGACCCAGCUGGCAGCGACGAGGCUCCAGGCUUUAGCGGGCAGCGGUAGUGGGCGUUACCGCAUGCGAGUCAAGGCCGUAGGCGACAACAUCCAGGUGUUUAUCGGUGGCGACAACGGCGACCUAGCGCACGAGGAGCCUCAGAUCAACGUCACAGACGGAAGCUACGCUAGCGGUCGUGCCGGCGUCCGGGUAUAUCUUACGUCUGCCGUGUUUGGUAACGUGUCGCUGGCGAGGCCGUAGUUGGGGCUAGCUGGUGCGUUUCCGCGAGGGGUUGGAAGUGACAGACAAUACUAGACAGACCGUACUGUAGCGUGGCAGGUUGACAAUAUGUGCGCUAUCUUAUUCGUUUCGGCCACGUGUGAACAGGCGUGGGAAACGCAAAUGGCUUGUCAGGCCCGCAUGCCAACAGACAUUGAUAGGUAGUACGGAUAUUCUUCAGACGAUACACACGCAUCUACCUUAUUACCUUGACAGCAGCGUGAGCCUGGAAGAGCGCCAUAGACAAUAAAGUUAUCAAGACCAAGAAGAAGAGUGAAAGGGUGCGGAACUACCAUCUCACCUCACCUCACCUUACCAUGUGACAGAGCAAACACGAAACACGACAGCCCGGCUACUGCCUACAGAGAAAACAUUAGUC
Messenger RNA from Lasiosphaeria miniovina, 1670 nucleotides. RefSeq lists its product as uncharacterized. The coding region runs from base 182 to 1273 and encodes 363 amino acids. The record is from RefSeq and is a predicted model, not a curated record. NCBI's taxonomy places the organism in Eukaryota, Fungi, Ascomycota, Sordariomycetes, Sordariales, Lasiosphaeriaceae. The transcript has a single exon.